AUGGUGGACAGAGGACCCUUGCUGACCUCGGCCAUCAUCUUCUACCUGUCCAUUGGGGCGGCGAUCUUCGAGGUGCUGGAGGAGCCGCACUGGCGCUCGGCUACCGACGACUACAAGCGGCAGAAGACGGAGCUACUCAAGCAGUUCCCUUGCUUGGGCCAGGAGGGGCUCGACAAGAUCCUGCAGGUUGUGUCAAAUGCUGCUGGACAGGGGGUUGCCAUCACUGGGAACAAUACUUUCAACAACUGGAAUUGGCCUAAUGCUGUGAUCUUUGCUGCUACUGUGAUCACUACCAUCGGUUACGGAAAUGUUUCCCCAAAGACACCCUCCGGGCGUCUCUUCUGCAUAUUUUAUGGGCUCUUUGGAGUUCCUCUCUGCUUGACAUGGAUCAGUGCUCUGGGGAAGUUCUUUGGAGGACGUGCCAAGAGGCUGGGCCAGUUUCUGACGAAAAGAGGAGUAAGCCUGAGGAAAGCACAAAUUACCUGUACAGCUAUUUUCAUUGUUUGGGGUGUUUUGGUCCAUCUGGUUAUUCCUCCCUUUGUCUUUAUGGUGACUGAAGGAUGGGAUUACAUUGAAGGCCUCUAUUUCUCAUUCAUCACCAUCACCACCAUAGGAUUUGGAGAUUUUGUUGCUGGUGUAAAUCCAGAGGCAAACUACCAUGCCCUUUACAGAUAUUUUGUGGAGUUAUGGAUCUAUCUGGGACUAGCUUGGCUUUCACUGUUUGUUAACUGGAAGGUCAGUAUGUUUGUGGAAGUUCACAAAGCAAUAAAGAAACGGAGGAAAAAGAGAAAAGAGUCAUUUGACAGCCAUCCUCGGUCUAAAAAAACCCUUCAAAUGGGUACAUCAAAGGAUGUCAACAUUUUCAGCUUCCUUUCAAAGAAGGAAGAAACAUACAAUGAUCUUAUUAAGCAAAUUGGGAAGAAGGCCCUGAAGACAAACAAUGACAAAAUGAUUAAAGUAGAAAAUGCCAAGCAAAAUAUGCAGAAUGCUAGUAUAGAUGCCCAGGUGAUUUACACAAAGGCAGAAUCAUUUGAAUACGAUGAGACUGCCCUGGACAUUGAAAAUGGUCAUGUCCUGAGACCCCUGCAUGAUAAACGUAUUGGAGACAGUCCUCUAGAAGGAACCAUUUUUGUAAACCAGCUAGAUAGGAUUAGUGAAGAAGAAGGUGAAGCAUGGGAUUCCAGAGACUAUCGACCCUUAAUAUUUGAGAAUGCCAAUAUAACAUUUGUAAAUGAAGAUGAUGAUGAUGAAGAGGAGGAGGAUAUGUCAGAUGACGAGGAAACGUCAAAAUCCUCCAUGGAUGAUAAUCUUGCAGAGGAAACUGAACCUGCAAACAAACUGGUAAAAUUCCCAUCCUCUGAUGAAUCUACCUUUACCAAUAAUGACCUGGAACUUUCUGUGCCUUACGAACAACUGAUGAAUGAAUAUAAUACAGUAAGCAAUGUGAAGGCUGCAACGUGA
Messenger RNA from Indicator indicator, 1461 nucleotides. It is a transcript of the gene KCNK5, whose product is annotated as potassium two pore domain channel subfamily K member 5. Gene Ontology annotation, cellular component: membrane. The transcript has 5 exons. Gene Ontology annotation, molecular function: potassium ion leak channel activity. Gene Ontology annotation, biological process: stabilization of membrane potential; potassium ion transmembrane transport. The record is from RefSeq and is a predicted model, not a curated record. Bases 1 to 1461 code for a protein of 486 amino acids. NCBI's taxonomy places the organism in Eukaryota, Metazoa, Chordata, Aves, Piciformes, Indicatoridae.